UAUACGUAACUCAUACAAAUUAAUUGAAGGAAAAUUGGGAAAACGAAAUGCAAUGAGCAAAGUGAAUAUAAUUGAUCAUAUUUCGCUGUAACUUUAAACGGUAUGCAUUGCCAGUGUAAAUAUGUAAAACGCAACGCGUGUGCAGUGCAAGGCGAUACAUAGCAAAGCAAACAAUACCCAGCAGCAGCAGCAAGCAGGCAGAGGCAGAGCAGCAGCAGAAAGCAGAGGCCGAUCUGACGUGAAAGAAAAACGACGCAUGCAGAUGAAAAAUGCCGCAGCCGUGUUGAUAAAUUAGCGAAAAGUGUUUAAUUGCAAAAGUAAGCGGCAUAAAUGAUAGGGAAACAUUGAACAAGAGGAAUCAUCAGAAGAAGACGAACAACAAAGCCAAACAAACGCGUUGUAUUUACAACUAAAGAACAAGACAAGAAUUAAAGCGAGCAGGAGAACAAGAGAGUGCUGGUGGUAAGGGAGGCAUAACAUGAAUAACAGAGAUGCCAUCGGCACGUCCUGGUAGUCUCAAAGAUCCGGAAAUAGCCGAUCUAUUCAACAAACAUGAUCCGGAGAAAAUCUUUGAGGAUUUGCGUGAAAUUGGCCAUGGCUCCUUUGGGGCCGUCUACUAUGCUCGCUGCAAUCUCAACAAGGAGAUUGUGGCCAUCAAGAAGAUGUCCUACACCGGCAAGCAGAGCCAAGAGAAAUGGCAGGACAUCCUCAAGGAGAUACGGUUCUUGCGUCAAUUGAAUCAUCCGAAUACGAUUGAAUACAAGGGUUGCUAUCUCCGAGAAUCUACAGCCUGGCUGGUGAUGGAAUACUGUGUGGGUUCCGCCUCCGACAUCAUUGAGGUACACAAGAAGCCAUUGCACGAGGAUGAGAUCGCUGCCAUUUGCCUGGGCGUGCUCAGUGGAUUGAGUUAUCUGCACUCCCUUGGGCGCAUUCAUCGCGACAUCAAAGCGGGCAACAUAUUGUUGACGGACAACGGUGUCGUGAAACUGGCGGAUUUUGGUAGUGCAGCCAUCAAAUGCCCAGCAAAUAGUUUCGUCGGCACACCAUAUUGGAUGGCGCCAGAGGUGAUACUGGCCAUGGAUGAGGGUCAAUACGAUGGCAAAGUGGAUGUCUGGUCGCUGGGCAUUACGUGCAUUGAGUUGGCCGAACGCAAGCCUCCAUACUUCAAUAUGAAUGCCAUGUCCGCACUUUAUCACAUUGCCCAGAACGAAUCGCCCACGUUGCCCAAAAACGACUGGUCGGAUACGUUCUACAAUUUUGUGGACCUCUGCCUAAAGAAGACGCCAGCGGAGCGACCCUCAUCGGCCAAACUGUUGCAGCAUGCGUAUGUGACGCGUCCGCGAUCGGAGACGGUGCUGCUCGAGCUGAUUGCACGCACCAAAUCGGCGGUGCGUGAGCUGGACAACCUCAACUAUCGCAAAAUGAAGAAGAUACUCAUGGUGGACACAUGCGAAACGGAGAGCGCUGUCGGCGACACCGAUGAUCAGCAGGACGACCAUGCCGGAGGCGACAGCAGCAAGAGCAAUAGUAUUACUUCCGAACACUCCAUACACUCCGUGGGUGUAUCGGCGGCCAGUAGUCAGAGCUCCUCGUCGAAUUCCAUACCGGCUGCAGCGCAAAAUCACCACCAUAUCGGAGCGCAUCACCAUCAGGCUGCCGCUGUGGCCGCCGCCAUGCAUCAUCAGCGCGAGCUGCAGCAGCAACAGCAUCAGCAUCUGGGCAACUGGUCCAAUGCCCAGCAGCAGUCGCAGUCUGUUGUGGCCGGUGGAGGAGGCGGCGGCGCCGUUUCGCGCAACUCGUCGCGACAUCGCAAUCUGCCGCCGUUGCCCAACAUCAUGCACAGCAUGAACAACAAUGUGACGCCUACGAAUUCGGCAUCUGUGGUGCCGGCGCCAGCUCCAGCGCCGUCCUCCAUGUCCGUGAUGCCGCCCCAUUUGGGCGUCGCCCUCGGCCAUGGCACCGUGGGAGGCGGUAGCAGCAGCGGCGGUUCGCCGGCAGGCGGAGAUCAUCGCUUGCCGGGAUUGGGACCGCGCUAUCUAUCAACGCCAGCCGCACAGGCGGCGGUGUAUGCGGCCACAUCGGCAUCCUCGCAGGCGGCCAUCUCCAAUGCGGUCAACGAUCAUGGACCCAACAAUUUUGCCACCAUACGGACCACCAGCAUUGUGACCAAGCAGCAGAAGGAGCACAUGCAGGAGGAGAUGCACGAACAAAUGUCGGGAUACAAGCGGAUGCGACGUGAGCAUCAGGCGACGCUCCUGAAGCUCGAGGAGAAGUGCAAGGUGGAGAUGGAAACGCACAAAUCGGCGCUGGACAAGGAGUAUGAUAAUCUAUUGCAUAAUUUCACCAGAGAACUGGAUCGUCUCGGGGCCAAGCAUCAGCAGGACUUGGAGCGACGCUCGAAGCAGACGACAACGGCCGAGAAGAAACUACAUAAAGAGAUUACGUUGAAGCAGGAGGGAGAUCGCAAGGCGUACGAUUUGAAUCGCAAAAAGGAAUACAAAGCGAACAAGGAGCGCUGGAAACGUGAACUCUCGAUGGACGAGUCGACGCCAAAGCGACAGCGUGAUUUAACCUUGCAAUCGCAAAAGGAUAAUCUAAAGCAGCACGAGGCACAGGAGGAGCAACGCAUGCUGCAGGCCCAAAAGCAAUACAUUGAGCUCGAGAUGCGCAAAUUCAAGCGAAGACGCAUGAUUCUGUUGCACGAUCUGGAGAAUCAGCUUUUGCGCGAUGAGCUGAGCAAGAAACAACAUCAGCUGGAACAGGCGCAUGGCAUGCUGUUGAAACACCACGAAAAGACACAGGAGCUGGAGUAUCGCCAACAGAAGAGCGUGCAUCAGUUGCGCGAGGAACAGAUAAACAAGCAACACGACACGGAGUUGCACAAUCAAAAAGACUAUAUGGAUCGCAUCAAGAAGGAGCUGGUGCGCAAGCAUGCGCUCGAGCUAAGACAACAGCCCAAGAGCCUUAAGCAAAAGGAGCUGCAGAUACGUAAACAGUUUCGCGAGACGUGCAAAACGCAAACGAAACAAUAUAAACGCUACAAGGCGCAAGUGCUGCAAACGACACCCAAAGAACAGCAGAAGGAGGUUAUCAAGCAGCUUAAGGAGGAGAAGCAUCGCAAGCUCACGCUGCUGGGUGAACAGUAUGAACAAAGCAUUUCCGACAUGCUCCAAAGUCAAAGUUAUAAACUGGACGAGAGUCAAGUGAUCGAGUGCCAACGUACCAAUGAGCAAUUGGAAUACGAACUGGAUAUGCUCACAGCCUAUCAGAACAAGAACAAGAAGCAGGCGCAGGAGCAGCGCGAUCGUGAGCGUCGCGAGCUCGAGAAUCGUGUUAGCGUGCGGCGUGGCCUCUUGGAGAAUAAGAUGGAUGGCGAACUGCAGCAAUUCAAUCUGGAACGUGCCGAGCGAUUGCGUAUGAAACACGAGAAGCAUUCGAAAGAAUUGGAAGCUUUUGAUAAUGAAUCAAUAGCCUUAGGUUUCAGCACUUUAUCACUAACUGAGGUAUCACGCGAGACCUAUCCGGAUGAGGAGGGUAGUCUGUCUGGUUCCAUGAUUAGUUUAGCCCAUAGCAAUAGUUCAACAAGUUUUCCGGCUGGUUCGCUAUAGCAUAGACAACAACAACAGCAACCGCAACCAUAUAGUAAUAUGAACUAUUAUAAUUUUAAUGGAAAUUUUAAAGCAAACACUACAUCAACAACAACAAAUGCAACUGCAACAGCAACAACAACAACAACAUCAACAACAAAUAAAGCCCGACAUAAGCAACUAUAACAAGAAUUAAUAAUAGCAAUAAUAAUACUAAAUAAUACAUACAUAAUGACAUCAUAUUCAAUCUAAAAAAGCUAUGCGACUUUUGCAGCAGCAUUCAGCAGGACAACAAAAGAAAUUUAUAUAAAUCAUUGCAACACAAGUAUUUUCUAAUCGUUAAAAAUAACAACAAGAUCAACCACAACAAUGACGCUGCAAUAAUUUUGUAUUGAACUAAAAGACGAAAUCAAUUCAACCAACCACACAUAACAAAUUUAACACAAUUUAAUACAAAACAAAUAUUACAACAAACAAAACAAAAAAGAUGAAUACAUCAUUUAAAUGUAAGCCUUUAUUGUCAUACAUAAACGAAAAACAAAACAAAUCGCAAUAAUAUAACAACAACAAACAUACAGGCAGCAACAAAAUUAUCGAGAGACAAACACACAAAAAUGAUAAGAAAAUGUUUAAGUUUUUAUUUAGAAAUUUUGAUAUUACCAUAACAAUUAAAUUAAUUUCUUUGUUAUUAUCGCGAAUUGCAAAAAUGUUUGAAAUGUGUGUUGUUUUUAUCUUUUGUUGCUCGCAAUUCCUAACAACAACAACAACAAAUAUAACAAGCACGAAAAGAGAAGGCAUGAAAAUCUCCAACGGGAGCAGCAGGAUAUACACGAAUUCGUGUAUUCCCUAAAGGAUCGACCCGACUGUAAUCGCAGCGAAGAAAAUGAUAAAAUAAAUAAAAAAAGAGAAUGAAAGAAACUCCUCCAUUCCGACGAGGCAACAAGAGGAGGAGAAAAGGGGAAGGAUAAAGGAUAAUUGCUUAGCGCCAUUUUUGCAUGUUGUUGAAUUCAAAUUUUGCAAUUUUCAAUUUUUUAUGUUACGUUUUCGUUCGUUCAGACUUGCUAUACAUAACAAAAAAAAAAAAAAGAAAAAAAACACAAUUAAGUAAACAAAAAACUGAGAAAUAAAAGAAAAGAUAAAUAACUAAAAGUAAGCCUAUUAUAGACUUAAUUAAUGCAAAUUGCAAAAUGCUUAGUCAAAAACAAUAAAAAUUGUAUAGAGAAUUAAAUGCAUAUAAAUGUUUAAUUAAUUACAAUUUAUGUUUAUGUGAGAAGUUCUUUUUUUUUUGUUGUCGUAUACAUAAUACAAAUAAAAAAUAAAAAUACAAAAUAAUUAUACACACACACAACACUUACACUUACACUUACACAUACACACACACAAUCCCCCGGAUCUUAAGAUAUAAAAUUUAACAUUUGUAGCAAUAAAAUUUUUAGUAAACAAAAAAUGAUAACAAAUGAUAAAAAGCGAAAAACAAAACAAACAAAAAAAGAAAAGAAAACAAUUUUUCCGUUAGCAAUUAAUGAAUAAUUUUAUCUAUCAAUCGAUAAAGACGUGAGCGAAUGGUUUAGAUAUGUAUGAGAAAGAAAAAAAAACAAAAGAAACAAACAUAAAGAAAAUAAAACUGACAUUGGGGUGGCACUAAUAUGAUAUAAUAUAUGAGAAUAUGAUAAUUAUGAGAA
Drosophila sulfurigaster albostrigata is the source of this 5269-nucleotide messenger RNA. RefSeq names its product serine/threonine-protein kinase Tao (gene Tao). The transcript has 13 exons. The record is from RefSeq and is a predicted model, not a curated record. Gene Ontology annotation, molecular function: ATP binding; protein kinase activity. Gene Ontology annotation, biological process: protein phosphorylation. The coding region runs from base 492 to 3608 and encodes 1038 amino acids. Lineage: Eukaryota; Metazoa; Arthropoda; Insecta; Diptera; Drosophilidae.